This is a messenger RNA of Gongylonema pulchrum, 156 nucleotides long. Lineage: Eukaryota; Metazoa; Nematoda; Chromadorea; Rhabditida; Gongylonematidae. The record is from the annotation of a GenBank genome assembly.
AUGGAGAAGCUGAGCUGUCAUGUGCAGACGUAUGCUUGGGGUAAGAAAGGUCUGGCCAGCGAAGUGGCUCGAGUGUACGCUGCUGGACAUCAGGAUGCGCACAUCGAUGACAGCAUCUCCUAUGCUGAGGUAUAUUACAUUUUCUACCCCAACUGA